Molecule: messenger RNA, 1236 nt
Organism: Penicillium chermesinum
Lineage: Eukaryota; Fungi; Ascomycota; Eurotiomycetes; Eurotiales; Aspergillaceae
Product: Zn(II)2Cys6 transcription factor domain-containing protein
Exons: 4
Coding region: 1-1236 (411 amino acids)
Biological process (GO): regulation of transcription by RNA polymerase II
Molecular function (GO): zinc ion binding; DNA-binding transcription factor activity, RNA polymerase II-specific
Source: RefSeq, a predicted model, not a curated record
AUGUCUUCGGAGAGCUUCUCAGGUCACACGCCUUCUGUCGAACUAUCGUCAGAGCCGGGCAGUGCUCGGCAAUUCCAAACAGUAUUCCGCAUAUCGCCAGGUAAACGACAGACUCACAUUUACCAUUCAAGGCGACCCCAUUCCAAGUCGCGGAGUGGCUGCCUGACGUGCAAGAAGAGGCGUGUUAAGUGCGACGAGCAACGUCCGAAAUGUGUGAGGUGCACAAAGAAAGGCGUCGAAUGCUCUUAUGAUUUCGAGCUGCAGGUCUCCUGUCAGAAGACGGACUAUGUGGUAUCCCCCGAUUCCACUUUGUUUUCUCUUUCGCUCGAGACUCUGGCCCAGAGAAUCAUGCAUACGUUGGACAUGACGUCCCCCAUCGGACAACAGAUGGCCCCUAGGCAGUCACUCAUUCUGACCGCAUUUCAGCAAUUUGUCAAUGGAUCAACUGAGACUAUUCCGAUCCGUGCCCUUCGAGAGAAGAUGGAGACUGAUAUGAUACGCAUCUCGUUUGAUAAUCCACACCUCAUGUAUACGGUGCUGGCCGUGGGCAUGCUGCAUCUUAAUAGGUUCAACCCCAGCAAGGAGAGAUCGCUUGCAGAGACGUAUUUCUGGCAAAAAGCAAUCAACCUUUACCAGCGAGAACUGUCAUCAAAUGUGACGCAAGAGAACGUGGACGCUCUGCUCUCUUCUUGCAUGUUCAUGGGCGUAGCAACGGUGUGUCCGGAAAAUUUCAAAACCGAAGAAUCAUGGGUCCUCACAAACCGACCCGAAGCCAUGAACUGGCUCUGUCUUCAAAGCGGUCUCCAGUGCAUCCUAGCCCUUUCCAAACCUUACAUAUCCAACAGUAUCUGGGCAUCUGCCUUUGAAGAAGUCAGCCAAGACGAGGGUGGCAUCUUCGAUCUGGGGGGCAUACAAGGGCGGGAGGGAAUUGACCCGGAUAUUGCAGCUUUCUGCUGCUUUGACGAUGAGACCACGAAAGACAAUAAUGUCUAUUAUACGCCGGCACGGUAUCUGACUAGCUUGAUGCUGCUAGAGCGUAACAAGCGCAAUGCCUGGAGUUCGAUUGCGGAACAUGUUCCUCUUAUGAUCUCGGUUGAGGAUGAUGAAGCUCGUGCUUUGGAUACGGCGCGGUUCCGGACGCUGAGAGGUUGCCAGGCCUACGAUGGCGACGAUUCGAGGAAGCGAAAACUGAAGAAGCAACGUCUACGAUAUGGAUUAAAUUGUGCGUAUUACUAG